Messenger RNA from Habropoda laboriosa, 762 nucleotides. It is a transcript of the gene Dnali1, whose product is annotated as 33 kDa inner dynein arm light chain, axonemal. NCBI's taxonomy places the organism in Eukaryota, Metazoa, Arthropoda, Insecta, Hymenoptera, Apidae. Gene Ontology annotation, molecular function: dynein heavy chain binding. The record is from RefSeq and is a predicted model, not a curated record. The transcript is spliced from 6 exons. Bases 1 to 762 code for a protein of 253 amino acids. Gene Ontology annotation, cellular component: filopodium; axoneme.
AUGGCAACAGCAAUAAGGGAUCGAGUUAUUCCUGCUAUGGAUACUCUAGUUAAAUAUGAUAAUCCAAUCUUAGUCACAACUCGUCCAGAAAAGGUAUUCAAGGAACAGGCACCAAAAAUCGGAGCAACUGUUUGUAAAGUUGAAACUACUAUUCCUACACUUGAUACACGACACGAAACUUCUGAAAUUCUGAACAGAAUUCUGCCGCCUAAAAAAUGGGAAGAGGAUGGUCAAACAUGGACUCAACAAGUAUCAAGUACACCAGCAACAAGACUAGAUGUUAUUAAUUUACAAGAACAACUUGACAUGAGAUUGCAACAAAGGCAAGCAAGAGAAACUGGUAUAUGUCCAGUACGUCGGGAGCUUUAUACACAAUGUUUCGAUGAAAUAAUACGUCAGGUGACGGUAAAUUGUGCAGAACGUGGAUUGCUUUUACUUAGAAUUCGAGAUGAACUGAAAAUGACAUUAGCUGCAUACCAGACUUUGUAUCAAAGUAGUAUUGCUUUCGGUAUGCGUAAAGCUCUACAAGCUGAACAAGGAAAGGAAGAUUUAAUUGCUGCUGCAGAUGAGCUACAAUUACAAAAAGUUGAAUUAGAAAAAGCAGUUGUUGAACUGAAACAGAAAUUUGAACAGUCUGAAAGAAGAGCUGCUGAACUGAGGGAAGCUGAAGAAAAGAAGCACAUGGAAGAAAUACAAUUCCUGAAAAAGACAAACCAACAGUUAAAGACACAGUUAGAGGGUAUUAUUGCACCAAAGAGAUAA